This is a messenger RNA of Danio rerio (zebrafish), 3505 nucleotides long. Lineage: Eukaryota; Metazoa; Chordata; Actinopteri; Cypriniformes; Danionidae. The record is from RefSeq and is a predicted model, not a curated record.
GACUGUUCUCCUCCAACAGGAGCCGCUAUGGCGCGCUGUGAGCCGGAAGCGGAAAGCGCAGUUUUAUGCAAGGCAUCAGAGGGUCGCAGUUAUGAUGGCGGUGAGGGGUUUAGUGUUGUUCAGGUGGGCUUCAGAGGACUUUAUUCACACACACUCUCUGAGGAGCAGAUUCCGACUCCAGACGCAGCAGAGAUGUGGCUUUCGCAAGAGGGUGGAGCCAAAAAAGGUUGAAGAGGUGGAGCCAAAGGAAAUACUGCACAAGAAGGGCGUGGCUCCAUCACCAGACCCGCCCACUCCUCCCAGGCCCACCAAGUCAUUUGGCAGACUGGUCAAACCAUUCAUCUUCACCGUAGGGUUUACAGGUUGUUCGUUCGGGGGAGCAGCGAUAUGGCAGUAUGAAAGUUUAAAAUCUCGUGUACAGAGCUACUUUAAUGAUGCCAAAGCAGACUGGCUGGACAAAGUUCGGCCCCAGAAACAUGGAGAUUUGCGCAAACAGAGUGAAGGGCAGAAAACAGUCACAGGCAUCAUUGCAGUGAAUGCGUUUGUGUUUUGUUGUUGGCGGGUUCCCUCUCUGCAGCACUUGAUGGUGAAGUACUUCACAUCAAACCCUUCCUCAAAGGCGCUGUGCUGGCCGAUGCUGCUGUCUACAUUCAGUCACUAUUCUCUCUUCCAUUUGUCCGCCAACAUGUACGUGUUGUGGAGUUUCUCCUCCAGCAUCAUCAAUAUGAUGGGCAAAGAGCAGUUCAUGGCUCUCUACCUCUCCACAGGUGUGAUCUCCACAUUUGUCAGUUAUGUCAGUAAAACAGCGAUGGGCCGGUUGGGUCCAUCAUUAGGAGCGUCAGGGGCCAUCAUGGCGGUUCUAGCAGCUGUUUGCACAAAAAUGCCUGAAGCCAAACUGGCCAUCAUCUUCCUCCCGAUGUACACCUUCACCGCCGGAAACGCUCUCAAAGCCAUCGUCGCCUUGGAUACAACAGGUUUGAUUCUGGGAUGGCGGUUUUUUGAUCACGCCGCUCAUUUAGGCGGAGCUUUAUUCGGCAUCUGGUACAUCAUAUAUGGGCAUGAGCUCAUCUGGAAGAACCGAGAGCCGCUGGUGAAACUGUGGCAUGACUUCAGAUCACGAGGACCAGGAGGUGGCAGCAACGGCUCCAUUUAGAGCAGUGCAUGAUGGAAAGAAACCGAGCAGGUGACUGGAGGAGAUAAAAAGGACACAGAUAUUCCUGCACUGAUGUGUUUUCACUAUCGCUGUGGUGUGGUAAUGCCCUGCCCCCGAGUUUAAAUGUGAACAAAAUGAGCUCCGCCCCCAGGGUUACAUUUGAAUCCAGUGAGCUCCACACACUAACAUUAAAGUCGAAUAAAAUGAGCUCCACCCCUAAUUUAAAUUUGAAUAAAAUGAGCUACGUCCCUAGCUUAAGUUUGAAUGAAAUGAGCUCCACCCACCAAGAUUAAAUUUAAAACAAAUAUACUUCGCCAAUCACAAGUUAAAUUUGAAUAAACUGAGCUCCACCUCAUAGUUUAAAUUUGAAUGAAAUUAGCUCUACCCCAAGGUUAAAUUUAAAUCAAAUGAGCUCCGCCGACCAAGGGAAAGUUUGAAUAAAAGGCUCCACCUUUAAGGUUAAAUUUGAACAAAAUGAGCUUCAACUACCAAGUGUAAAUUUUAAUGACAUUAGCUACACCCUCAGGGUUGUAUUUAAAUAUCAUAAGCUCCACCCCAUGUUUACAUUUGAAUCUACUGAGCUCCGCCCCCACCAAGUUUAAGUUUGAAUAAAAUGAGAUCCGCCCACCAAGGUUAACGUUGAAUAGAAUGAGCCCCACCUACCAAGGUUGAAUUUAAAUAAAGUGAACCCCACCUUCCAAGGUUAAAUUUAAAUAAAAUAAGCUCCACCCCCACAUUUAAAUUUGAAUAAAAUGAACUCCGCCCCCUGUUUGAAUUGGAUUAAAAUAAUCUGUCUCCAAGAUUUAAUUUAAACAAAAUAAGUUCCAGCCUCAAGGUUAAAUUUAAAUAAAAAGAGCUCCACCCAUCAAGUUUAAAUGUGAAUAGAAUUAUCUCCGCUUCCCUUGUUUAAAUUUAAAUAAAAUGAGCCCCACCCCCUUGGUUAAAUUUAAAUAAAAUAAUGUUCAACCCCUAAGGUGAAUUUUGAAUAAAAUGAGCUCCACCCUCAGGGUAAAAGUUGAAUAAAAUGAGCCCAAUGUUAAAUUUAAAUUAAAUGAGCUUCACCCACCAAGUUUGAAUUUGAAUAAAGUGAGUUCUGCCAACCGAGGUUAAAUGUGAACAAAAUGAGCUCCACCCCUAAGGUUUAUUUUAAAUAAAUUAAACUCCACCCCCAAGGUUACAAUUAAAUAAAUUGAACUCCACCCACCAACGUCAAACUGAAAAUCACACCAAAUUUAAAUAAAGUCAGUUCUGCCCACCAAGGUUAAAUUUAAAUAAAUUGAGCUCCACCCCAAGAUUAAAUUUAAAUCCAGUGAGCUCCACCCAUAAGGUUUAAUUUAAAUAAAUUGAGCUCCACCCACCAAGGUUAAAUUUAAGUAAAAUGAGCUCCACCAACCAAGGUUAAAUUUGAAUAACGUGAGUUCUACCCACCAAGGUUAAAUGUGAAUAAAUUAAGCUCCACCCCUAAGGUUAAAUUUAAAUAAAAUGAGCUCCACCCCAAGGUUAAGUUUAAAUAAAAUGAGCUCCACCCACCAAGGUUAAAUGAAAUGAGCUUCACCCCAAGAUUAAAUUUAAAUCCAGUGAGCUCCACCCCUAUGGUUUAAUUUAAAUAAACUGAGCUUCAUCUUCAAGGUUAAAUUUAAAUAAAAUGAGCUCCACCUACCAAGGUUAAGUUUGAAUAAAGUUAGUUCUGCCCACCAAGGUUAAAUGUGAACAAAAUGAGCUCGACCCCUAAGGUUUAAUUUAAAUAAAUUGAGCUCCACCCCUACGAUUUAAUUUAAAUAAACUGAGCUCCACCCCUAUGAUUUAAUUUAAAUAAAUUGAGCUCCACCCACCAAGGUUAAAUUGAAAUAAAAUUAGCUCCACUCACCAAGGUUAAAGUUGAAUAACGUGAGUUCUGCCCACCGAGAUUAAAUGUAAACAAAAUGAGCUCCACCCCUAAAGUUUUGUUUAAAUAAAUUGAGCUCCACCACAAUAUUUAAUUUAAAUAAAUUGAGCUCCUCCAAUCAAGGUUAGAUUUAAACAAAAUGAGCUUAAACCCCAAGGUUAAAUUUUAAUCAAAUGAGCUCCGCCUACCAAAUUUAUAUUUAAAUAAAGUCAGUUCUGCCCACCAAGGUUUAAAUUUGAAUAAAAUAAGCUCCACCCCCAAGGUUAAAUUUGAAUCCAGUAAGUUUCACCCACUUGGCAAAAAAGCAAAUGUGGUUAAGAGGCGGAGCUUCAACUCCCACCACAGCGACUGCUGUACAUCUGAGUGAACACGAAACGACAACAUGUACAGAAUGUGUAUGAUUAAUAUAGUCUGUAAUUGUCAUUCAAGAAUAAAAUGAUUAUUUAAAGUUGUCUAAUCAGAAAUGA